AGGCGGGGCCUGGAGUCCCGGCCAAACCCUCCCCGGCGUAUAAGCCCCUUCUCGGCGCUCUCUCUCCAUCUCUCUCCUCUCUCUUUCUCUCUCGCUCCCUUCCUCCCUGUAACUGAACAGUGAAAAUUCACAUUGUGGAUCCGCUAACAGGCACAGAUGUCAUGUGAAAACGCACAUGCUCUGCCAUCCACACAGCCUUUCUUCCUUUUCUUUCUCUCUUUUUUUUUUUCUUGCUCCUUCUCCCUCUUCUUUGUAACUAACAAAACCACCACCAACUCCUCCUGCUGCUGCCCUUCCUCCUCAGUCCAAGUGAUCACAAAAGAAAUCUUCUGAGCCGGAGGCGGUGGCAUUUUUUUUUUUUUUAAGCAAGCACAUUGGAGAGAAAGAAAAGAGAAAAACAAAAGCAAAACAAAACCCAGGCACCAGCCAGCCAGCACAUUUUUUUCCACCCUUCCUGAAAACAAACAAACAACCAUCAAAACAAUCACCACCACCACCCUCAAAACUGUUAACCUAGCGGCGGCGGCGACAGCAAACGUCACCCUCCGGCCACAGCGUCCGCCUGAAGGGAUGGUUUUAUCGGUUGAGCAGCUCUUUGCCGACCACCUUCUUCAGUGUUGCUGAGCGGGAUUUUUGGGCUCUCCGGGGUUCGGGCUGGGAGCAGCUUCAUGACUACGCGGAGCGGGAGAGCGGCCACACCAUGCGAGCACAAAUUGAAGUGAUACCAUGCAAAAUUUGUGGCGAUAAGUCAUCCGGGAUCCACUACGGAGUCAUCACAUGCGAAGGCUGCAAGGGAUUCUUUAGGAGGAGCCAGCAGAACAAUGCCUCUUACUCCUGCCCAAGGCAGAGGAACUGUUUGAUUGACAGAACCAACAGAAACCGUUGCCAACAUUGCCGCCUGCAGAAGUGUCUUGCCCUAGGAAUGUCCAGAGAUGCUGUGAAGUUCGGGCGGAUGUCCAAGAAGCAGAGGGACAGCCUGUACGCGGAGGUGCAGAAGCACCAGCAGCGGCUGCAGGAGCAGCGACAGCAGCAGGGCGGGGAGGCCGAGGCACUCGCCAGGGUGUACAGCGCCGGCGUCAGCAACGGCCUCGGCGGCCUGGGCGGCGACGCCGGCGGCACCUACGCCAACGGGCACGUCAUCGACCUGCCCAAGUCCGAGGGUUUCUACAGCGUGGACUCCGGCCAGCCGUCCCCGGAUCAGUCCGGGCUGGACAUGACUGGAAUCAAACAGAUAAAGCAAGAACCUAUCUACGACCUCACAUCCGUCCCCAACUUGUUUACCUAUAGCUCUUUCAACAACGGGCAGUUAGCGCCAGGGAUAACGAUGACUGAAAUUGAUCGAAUUGCACAGAACAUCAUUAAGUCCCAUUUGGAGACAUGUCAGUACACCAUGGAGGAGCUACACCAGUUGGCGUGGCAGACACACACCUAUGAAGAAAUUAAAAUUUAUCAAAGCAAGUCCAGGGAAGCGCUAUGGCAGCAAUGUGCCAUCCAGAUCACUCAUGCCAUCCAGUAUGUGGUGGAGUUUGCAAAGCGGAUAACAGGCUUCAUGGAACUCUGUCAAAAUGAUCAAAUUCUACUUCUGAAGUCAGGUUGCUUGGAAGUGGUUUUGGUGAGAAUGUGCCGUGCCUUCAAUCCAUUAAACAACACUGUUCUGUUUGAAGGAAAAUAUGGAGGAAUGCAAAUGUUCAAGGCCUUAGGUUCUGAUGACCUAGUGAAUGAAGCAUUUGACUUUGCAAAGAAUUUGUGUUCCUUGCAGCUGACUGAGGAGGAGAUUGCUUUGUUCUCAUCUGCUGUUCUCAUAUCUCCAGACCGAGCCUGGCUGAUAGAACCAAGGAAGGUCCAGAAGCUUCAGGAAAAAAUUUACUUUGCACUUCAACAUGUGAUUCAGAAGAAUCACCUCGAUGAUGAGACCUUGGCAAAGUUAAUAGCCAAGAUACCAACCAUCACGGCAGUUUGUAACUUGCAUGGCGAGAAGCUGCAGGUAUUUAAGCAAUCACAUCCAGACAUAGUGAAUACACUCUUUCCUCCAUUAUACAAGGAGCUCUUUAAUCCUGACUGUACCACUGUCUGUAAGUGAACACGACGACAGAACUCUCUCAUAGUCAUGGAAUGCGUCACCCUUAAGACAAAAGCAAUGUGUUCAUGAAGACUUAAGAAAAAUGUCACUACUGCAACAUUAGGAAUGUCCUGCACUUAAUAGAAUUAUUUUUCACCGCUACAGUUUGAAGAAUGUAAAUAUGCACCUGAGUGGGGCUCUUUUAUUUGUUUGUUUUUUGAGAUGACCAUAAAUAUACAAAUAAUAGGACACUGGGUGUUAUCUUUUUUUUUUUUAAUUUUAUUUGGGUAUGUUUUGGAGACAACUGUUUAUAGAAUUUUAUUGUAGAUAAUACAAGAACAGAGCGGUACUUUACAUGAUUACUUUUCCUGUUGAUUGUUCAAAUAUAAUUUAAGAAAUUCAACUGAAUAGGCUUAUCUAUUUCUAUGUUUCUAGAUAGUUGAUGCAUGUGUAAAUUUGUAGCUGUCUUGGAAAGCACUGUGCAUGUAUGUAAUAAGUAUAUAAUAUCUGAGAAUAUUAUAUAUUACUAUUACUUAUAAACAUACAUGCACUGUGGCUUAAAAUACCAUACUAGCAAAGGAGGUUCAGUCAGGCUCUCUUAUAUUAUUUACCUUCUGUGUUAUGCGUUACCUUUAUGUUAGACAAUCAGGAUUUUGUUUUUCCAGCCAGAGUUUUCAUCUGUAGUCAAUGGCAGGAUGGCACCAAUUCAGAAGUAGGUCAAUAAAGGAAUAAAUAUAAUGCACAGCCUCUGUAAAAAAAAAAGAGGAAAAAACAACUUCUACCAAUAACAUUAAAGCCUUGUCAAGAUGGUACAUAUUGGGGGAAAAGAUUAAAUAUUUGGAGCCAUUUUCCUGUUUUAAGAAUUUGGCCACAGAUAAUAUUGUGUGGACUUUUUGGACCACAUACACACACAAAAAAUAGAUAUUUCCUAUUUUUCACCAGGACACAAAAACUUUGGGGGGCUUCAGCUUGUGAAAGAAACUCGAUCCCGGUCCUGAUUAUGUCUUCAAUAGAGAUUAUGGUAGAUUAUAGUAGAUUAUGACCACCAGCAAAUUUUUCUAAUAAAAUUUGAGUUAAAGAUUAAAUAAGAACCCAGGAUCCCAAAGCCAUUUCAUGUAAACAUUUUCUCUCUAACCAUUUUUUUUUUUUGCAGAGAGAUAGAAAGAGAAUAUACAAAGUAAAGAACUAGUUCUUUAUAUUCAUUCUCUUUAAUAAGUUUGGUAGAAAAAGCAGCAAGAAAGGAAGAGGCAUGACUUUAUGCCCUUCUAGUCUGGGGCCUCUAAUUUUUUCAGCUCCAAACUGCUAUGUGAUAUAAAAAUAUAGCAAAAACUUUGAGUUAUUCUAUAGAAUGAAUAUGCCCCAAAGCCAAAACUAUUUCCUACACCAUUUGUAAUUGCAUCAUCCAUGUAGCUUGGGAUUAUUUAUUUUUUUUUAAGCAACUUUAAGCAAAGGUACAGAAUGCAGAGGUGAGAUCAGGAUUAGAGAAUUUAAACUUCCCAGGACAAGUUCUCACUUCUCCACCUGCUCACCAAUUAAACUGAUAACCAGAAAAACAUACAUUCCAGUGGGCUUAUUCUGCCUGUGUUCUGGAGACCUUUGGUGUUAUCUGAUCCAAAAUAAGAUUUUGCAACAGGAAACUGCAGGAAAGCUUUGCAUUUAAAGCAAUGAAAAUUACGAUCUCCCUUAAGUGCAGCCCAGCCACUAGCUCUGAAGACCUGCCCUUUUCUCCUUGUCACACACACACACACACACACACCUGCUUUGUAAAGUUUCUGCCAGUGGAAACUUUGAUUUCUUUUUAAUCUCUUAUCCUCUCCUGAAGUUACGUGGUCUUGAGAGCCAUCUCCUUGAUGCCAUGGAACUCCUCGUUGAUGAUCAAACAGUAACGUUAGUCUUUUCUUUAGAACACAGAGUCUUUUCCCACCUCAUGAUUGAUGAAUUCCAAACCAAUGGGGAAAAACAAAAAGGCUUUAAAAUAAUGAAUCUCUUUCUCAACUACUGUUAUAUUCAAUUAAUUUAACUACAUUGAACCAAAUUACCUUCAGUGUCUAAGAAGACAGCUGUAGACGGCUUAUUAUGCUGCUACAGGGACUCAAUUCUUUUUGGUGUAAAUGUCACUCCUGCUAGCUCUUUGUAUAAAGAAUUAAUUCCAAGAGUCAUAUUUCCUUCUAAUGGAAAGAUUGCUUUACUGAUUGCUAGGAAAACAGGGUAAUGGAAGGCACUCAAUUAAACCAAGCCGUUUCCAAAUGCAAUGUAUGUUUUAUGAUUGGCUUGUGAUAGGCGAUGCUUAAUGUGUGUACUUGGUGUUUCCCUUUGAGCUUUGAACUUAUGUCAAACUUUGUUUUCAUUGUUCUGUUGGCCUAGUGUUUUCCAUUGCCGGCCUAUAAUUCCUGCUCAGUUGUAAAGGGAGUCAUUUGUUUUCCUCCAGUUUACCUUAGAGUAUUUAAAUUGGCUCCAUUGAUGAAGUGGCUGAGAAUUUUUCCUCCCUCAUCCCAUGGGUGAUGUAGAAAAAAGAUUGUUCCCCGCAUUUGUCUCAGGAGGUAGUGGAUUUGAAUUUAUGCAGUUUCCACUAGUGCAUGCGGUUCACUGGGAUGGCGUGAACCUUUUGAAGCUAGGGGACGGGCAACAGCUAGCAACUGAACCAGAACAAAAUAGGAGAAACCAGUACACACUCAGCCCACUUCAGCUGAGAGGAGAGAUUUCCAUGUUUCACCAGAGUUACCAAAUCUGUCCUUUUGAACCAAGUCAUAUUUUCACUGGUAACAAAGCACCUUUGAAAACUUCCCUUUGAAUAUCUCCUGUGACUACACAGGAGACAGGUUCAUGUCCUGUCACGACACAUUCUUGAUAAAGUGUGUGCCCUGGAAGAAAGAACCCAGGGUCUGUACUUCCCACUUCAUGCUUCGUAAAUGACAAUCACUGUUUGAUGCGGAUGUUGCACUGUAUUCACUCAGGGAUGUUUCAUCAAAAAAAAAAAAAAAGAUACAUCAAAGGGGUGAGAAACAGGAAAAUGACAACAAAGUGUACAUGGCAUAAAUUAAAUAUGCCAUUGAGAGGACGUCUCUGACAAGGCUUUCAGACCAAUAGUCAGUAACUCCAUACUGUCAACUGCUUGGACUUGCUGAGAAGUUACACAUGAGUAAGGAAAACUUAGUCUCAUUUUCUAAAAUCUGCUAUAGCUAAAUAAUCCAGCUGCCCCAUUUAUAGGAGAACAGAUCACCCAGCAAACCCAAGCUUCUUAUACAAGUCCUGAGCAAGGGAAACCCAGAAAUCGAAGUGACAUUAGGGGAGCCUGACAAGGGAGGUGAAGCUAUUUGAGUUCAAAGUCCAAUGCAUCUGCGGUCUGUGAAAGGGAAGGCAGAUUUGGUCAGGGAAUAUAGGAGAAUAAAGGGGUUCCAAAUGGGCUUAACACCCCAUGUUUAGCUUAAUAUUUCUACUGUCCAUGACUCAGUUCGUCUUUGGACCCCUUUUCUGUGGCUUUUUUAAUCCCUAGACUGAAAGCUGAGGAUGGAGAUACACUCUAUAACAUACCCUUUCUGGAUUUCCCUUGUUUGAAUACUGUCUUCAGGGCUCUGGACUAGACAACCACUGCAUAGGUAAAAAGCAAAGCAUGUAGUGAUCUCUUGGGUGAUCAGACUUCUCUGACAGAAUGUGAGAUACCCUAACUGUUAGGAACCCUGGAUAUUGACAAGAGGUGCCAGGGAGGCAUCAGUUUGUUUCCUAUCAUAGCUCCUUGUUGACCCAUAGCUUCACAGCCAUCAGGCUCAACUGUCUGUAGAAAAUCACACACGUGGAUCGUGAACUCACAUGCACCCUUUACAACCCCAUGUGUACCAGAUAAAACUUAACCAGCUUUUUUCAAUAACAUAAGAUGCAAAUGAUGUCAGUUUUGUUCCACGUUCUUUGUUUCCAUUUUCAUAGAAGCAGGGAAAAAUUCUACUAGUACUGGAAAUUAGAAGAAAUAACAUUUUGUUUGUUUUUCAUGAAGUUACCUAGGAUUGGCAGUAUAUUAAGGCGAGGAUGUCUGUGCCCUGACAGAACCAUCCUUUAAUAGAAUAGCAGUAACUUUAAAGUGUGCCUCUGUAGUGGCACUUUGCAUAAAGAUCCCUGUAUAAAGAAGAGGAAACAGCCCACCCUCUGCUUUAGACGAAGACGUAUUUGAUUUUGUGUUUCCAACUGCUAGGACAAGCAGCAACCUGACAUGGAAAGGCAUGUGGGUCUUUGGACAAGAGUUGACAACCAUUUUGGGGAAGGCAGAAGGUGUCUCAGGACCAGAGGCACAUGUCCAUUUAAAGCAAGGGUUAAAAAUUCAAAAGCCUAAAAGGGCCAGGGAGUUGAUGCAAAUGAAUGAAAGCAGUCCAGUGGCAAGCUGGCAGGGAAACAAAUGCCCUGAUCAUCAGGUGAGAGACAACGAUCAUCAACUAAAGCUGAAGUGUUGAUAAGCCAUCUGAAGCUUAUAAAAACUUGAGUUGUCAGUUCUGUCCGUUGAAUCAGAGCUUAAUGCAGACCAAACAAAUAUGCCUCUGAGCAGAGGAGGGCCCACAGUCUGCAAACCCUGGUUUAAAGAAAAAUGGAAUCCAGGGGCCUGUUUGGCUGGAGCAAGUCUGGCCAGACACAACUUGGAAUGACAGAGAUCUUGCCCUUCUCACACUCAAUUUGAUUUACAUAUUUGACUAUCACCAGGAAAGGAUAGACUAGGCAUUCAGUUGAAAAUGCAGCAGUCCAAAAAUGAAAAUUUUCAAUUAUAAAAGACACCUGUGUUUGUCUUGCCCAACUCCUAGCUUCAUAGAGCCAGGUGGCCAGAUCUCUUGCCACUUUUUUUCUGAAAGUCAAAUGCCCAAUUUUUAGGCUUUUGAGUCUCAAUGUGUUUCUUCAAAUGCGUGGCUUCAUUAUCUGUGACAGGUUUUUAACUUCCCUUAGUUGUAUCUGAAGAAUUCAUCCUACAGUCAUGAUAAGGUAGCCCUCCAUUUUUCUGAAGUGCGGGACCACGGAUUCCUACGCAGCAGACGGGGGUUGUCUGUGCACUUUGUUCUAAAGCUGCUGAAAUUCCUCUGAAGUGAAUUGGCCAUAGUCAUUUCUGCCUCCUGCAUGACUGGAAGCACGACCUCCAGUGGAUCAGAGAAAGCAGCUCAGUGAUUGUCUUUAUGGCCAAAAAUAAAGCACAAAAAUGAAAAAAUCCAAUUAUAAAAGACACUUGUGUUGACCGGAAUUGAAUAAACCCAGUUGAGGGAAGAGCAGGUAUCUGCACCCCCGCUGGACAGCGUGAUCCUUCUGCUAAACCAUAGUCUUUUGGUGGGGGCUGAUGUAGAGCACCUGCAUGCCUCUGUCACCACCGUGUGCAGACACACAUUAGGUAUGUCUGGAAAGCUACAGAUCCCUCAUCCCAGCACAAUGCUGUCUGCUUCAUCUGAUUAACACUAGAAUGAAAACUACACCCACAGAAAACUGAGUAUGUAUUGUAGAAAUGUAGAAGAAAAAUAAAAAUAUUUUUUCAAAUGUAAUUACUUUUAAUAUAUGCUUGUGGAAGGUCUAAUACUAUGUAUGCUGUCUCUGUAAUUUUUGCUGUAAAUAACUGGAGACAGUGAAUACACUGAUUUUUCUAUGUCUCUGUUUAAGCAUAAGACUUUGUAACAAUUUUUUUAGAGGGGGAAAAACCAACAAAGAGCAAAUAUGUACUUGCUUCCUGUCUGUGUAUUAUGUAUUUCUCAGAAACUGGUUGUAACAGUUUAAACAUCUUGACGGGUCAUUGGUGUUAAGUGUCCGCUUCUUUUUGUAAUACAGCUGAGAAAGGGACAGGGCUGUCCAUUAAACCUACUCCAAAGAAUUCGGAUUGAAGAUUGGCCUGAGAGCUGCAAACUCUAUCUGAACUAGACAAUAUGAAAAAGGAGAGUUAAAAAUAUAUAUAUAUAUAUUGCCUGAGUAAGUCAUCUUUCCUGGUAGUAAAUGGCUUUGUCCAAAUCCUUUCUGCGUGGAAUAGCUUAAGGAAAACAAACUCUGCUUUCUGAUGAACAAAAUAUUUUUGUAUACAUUUAUUUCUUAAUUAAUAACCUGAGGUCAGACCACUCAUUCGCCGAAGCCAUAACUGACCUUCACCAAAUAAAUGUAAAGAACCUGGGGGAGGGUGGGGAAGAGACAAAGAGGGAGGAAGAUCAAAGGUGUCAAGAUCUGUACAGCACAGUCAGGAGCAAGUCCAACGAACCUGAUGCUUUUCCUGCAUCCCAAAUAUGACUUUAAAAGGCUAGUAUUUUAUGAUGAUCGAUUUAUAAUAAAAAAGAUAUUUAGAUUUAAAUGAGACUUUCCAAUAUUUUUUAAAUCCCUGACAAUGCUUCCUUGCUUUUAGGACUGAGAGAAAUGAUUUUCAUAUACUUCCAACAUUCAGAGAUUUAAUGUUUUUAUCUUAGCUCCAGCCCACGUGUGUAAAGUGAAUAAUGGCUGUAAGUUGUUCAGUGUUUAAAACCACAGGCUGUCUGGGACGUGGCUAUUCCUCCCCACCACACUGCACCUGAAGGGAUGGCAGGUGGGGGUGCAGUUGGUAUCUCUUACUAGCAUGCACACCAUCGCUGGCAACGCACAAAAGUUGCAUUGCCAAACCUAUGUAAAAUAAAAGCAUUCAGUCUAAAAACAUAGUAAUUAUACUUUUUUAAAAGGAUAACGCCUCCUAGAGUCUCUCUUGAUUUUUCUGGAGCUGAAUCAUGUUAUUGCCAUGUAUUAUUAUUGGCCUAUAGAGGCAAAAGGCAAACUACAAAUAAACCCAGUGAAAUACAUAGUUUUAAAAUCUACAAUUUUCUGAUCUCUCUCUCCUUGUUUAAUAUAUAAGCCCUAAUUUCUGUGUACAUGAGUAAAACUACAGCCUGAGUCAUUUAGGAAGUAAGCAUUGAGUUUUUUUUAAUUAUACUAGAAUAAAACAGCACUCCCUAACAAUUAAAAAGAGUUUUAUAUUACUUUAGAAUGUAAUAGUUUUUUGUCCUUAUUUUAUGUCCUGUAAAUUAUUAGUUGAAUACUGUUAGCACUCCCUGAUAAUGCACACAUGAUUUCUGAAUGUUUUCUGUAAAUGACAAUCAAUGUUUAUGAUGUUCCCCUCCUUUAAUGCUGAACAAAAUUAAAAGAAGA
This is a messenger RNA of Manis javanica (Malayan pangolin), 9169 nucleotides long. RefSeq names its product RAR related orphan receptor B (gene RORB). Lineage: Eukaryota; Metazoa; Chordata; Mammalia; Pholidota; Manidae. Gene Ontology annotation, molecular function: zinc ion binding; RNA polymerase II cis-regulatory region sequence-specific DNA binding; melatonin receptor activity. Gene Ontology annotation, cellular component: nucleus. The record is from RefSeq and is a predicted model, not a curated record. Gene Ontology annotation, biological process: regulation of transcription by RNA polymerase II.